AUGGGUCCGCUCUUCUGCCUUGCACGCAAGCGCAUGUACGAAGAGGCAUGCGCCAAUGUAAGGGGGGCUGCCGAAUGCUUCGACCCUGAGUUUGCUGAUGACGGCUUUUGCGGGGGCCCGAUCUCGCUGGUAUGGGCGAUCUUCGAACAGGAGCUAGCGCUCGCUGGGAAGCACGGCCUGCACUUCGAUCUGAGUAAGAUAAAGUUGCAUAUCCUUGCCGGGGAUGAUUUCCAAGGAGACUUGCGGCCAUUCACAGCACUGGGAAUUCAUGUCAUCAAAAGAACCAAUAUUCAGAUGCUGCAGGUACCUGAUUGGUUCAAAUUCAUUAUACGAUGA
This is a messenger RNA of Symbiodinium natans, 336 nucleotides long. The record is from the annotation of a GenBank genome assembly. NCBI's taxonomy places the organism in Eukaryota, Dinophyceae, Suessiales, Symbiodiniaceae.